UCUACAACAACCGCCAACUUUAAGAUCGACAACGCGUGGAUUAAAGACAACACUCAUGGGCAUCCUAUGAUUUACCAACCUAGCAUAAUCCGCACCCGCCUCUCUUCUACUGAACGGAUAUCGACCAGUAUUCGCAUUCUCAAGUAGCAAAACCUCACAUAUCAAGUUCGCCCUCAAUCAACCAUCAAGAUGCUUCUCGAAGAAGACCCUUCCACUCUCAUCCGCCACACAAUCUCCAACUUCAACAUCGCCCCGGACAAGUCCGCCGUCUCACGGAUAAGCGAGUCCCUCUCGACGCUGCAACAAGCGCGCGACCUGCGCCUGCGCGAAGCCGAGACCUCGCUGCGCAAGCUCGCGCGCACACUCAACACGCUCGCCUCACAGCAUGCCGAGCUCACAGGCUCGCACUCGUCGACGCAGCACGCGUCCGAGAUCGCGCGGCUCGACACGCAAAAAUUCCGCAUCGCCAAGGCCGCCAGCGACCUCGAGAUGGAGACGGAGCGGCUGCAGGCGCAGCUGGCCGAGCUGAAUGCGCGGCUGCAGGAGCUGGAGUUGCAGGGCGUGGAUGGCGGCGAAGGGGCGAACGGGAACGGUGGGAACGGCGGGGUCGAGGACGAGGUGCUGCUCCGAUUGAAGGUGUACCGGAGUCUUGGGAUGGAGAUUGAGAGGGACGGUAAAGAUGGAGAGUUCAACCGGGUGGUGGUGAGAAAUGAUCGGAAGGGGGAUGUACAUGUGGUGAACAUUGACAAGAAGUUUUCGAGGUACUUUUAUGCCAACUACUUUUGGCAGAGUUUGUAAAGGGUAGGAGAAGAGGGCUGGGGACGAGAUGGGCAUGCCACGGGUAUGGCAUAGGCUUAGCAUGGACAUUGGAUUCUGGCCGGUGGGUUGGAGGGAUAAGCGGCGUUUGGGAGUCAGGGUGUAGGAGGAUACUCAGUGUAUGACCUGGAACUAGGACGACUUCGAUGUCGGGAGGAACUGCGUCUCUUCCCUCCGCCGAUAUGAUGAACGAAUUCUAGUCCAAGGUACCAGGU
Chaetomium strumarium is the source of this 1031-nucleotide messenger RNA. Its product is annotated as Spc24 subunit of Ndc80-domain-containing protein. Gene Ontology annotation, cellular component: Ndc80 complex. The coding region runs from base 190 to 798 and encodes 202 amino acids. Gene Ontology annotation, biological process: chromosome segregation. Gene Ontology annotation, molecular function: microtubule binding. The record is from RefSeq and is a predicted model, not a curated record. Lineage: Eukaryota; Fungi; Ascomycota; Sordariomycetes; Sordariales; Chaetomiaceae. The transcript is spliced from 2 exons.